AUGGGCAAUAAGGAGAAUGAGUCCACUGAAACCGAUUCGUUAAUGACUUUCGAUGAUUAUAUAAGCAAAGAGCUCUCUGAACAUCUGCAGAGGCUAAUCAUGGAUGAUUUGAAAGGUGGUACUGCUUCAAAUGGCAUGGGACAGUUUUCAAAUAACUCAAAGUUUAAUUUUAGUACAAACGGAAGCUUCAAAGGUCUCGACGAUGCAAUUCAAACUUUACAGAUGCAGAGCGUGCUGCAUCCUUCGUCAUUGGGAUCGUUAACAGCGUCUUCCAAAUUCUCGGGAUGGUCAUUUGCUCAAGGGUUUUUUGUAGGUCAACUGAGUAUAGUACUUUUGUUCAUUUUUUUCCUAAAGUUUUUCAUAUUCAGUGACGAACCAUCUAAAAGUAAGAAUCCGCCACCUGCAUCAUCUGGUUACAAGUCAAAAUUCAGGGAAUACCCCUUUAUAUCUCGCGAAUUUCUUACUUCUCUUGUUAGAAAGGGUGCAAAAGAACAUCACGAGUUCAAUGAAGAGGCAGGAAAUGAACACCUUCAAGAACUGGCUCUUAUUUUAGAGAAAACCUAUUAUAACGUUGACGUGCAUCCUGCAGAGUCUUUGGACUGGUUUAAUGUUUUGGUCGCUCAAAUAAUACAGCAAUUUCGUGGGGAAGCUUGGCACAAAGACAACAUUCUCCAUUCCUUGAAUGACUUUAUUGGAAGGAAAUCAUCAGACCUGCCUGAUUAUUUAGAUACCAUAAAAAUAACGGAGCUCGAUACAGGCGAUGAUUUCCCCAUUUUCUCGAACUGCAGAAUACAAUAUUCGCCAAAUUCAGGUAGUAAAAAGUUAGAGGCCAAAAUCGACAUAGAUUUAAACGAUCACUUAACAUUGGGAGUAGAAACAAAGUUAUUACUUAAUUACCCAAAGCCUGGUAUUGCCGCUCUCCCUAUAAGUUUGGUGGUAUCAAUUGUAAGGUUUCAGGCGUGUUUGACUGUGUCUUUAACCAAUGCAGAGGAGUUCGCUUCUACUACUUCGGAUGGUAACAAUCGGGACAAUAAUGAGGGCGAUUCUGGAUACUUUCUGAUGUUUUCAUUUUCUCCUGAAUAUAGAAUGGAAUUUGAAAUUAAGUCACUAAUCGGCUCAAGAUCAAAACUUGAAAAUAUUCCCAAGAUUGGCAGCGUUAUUGAAUAUCAAAUAAAAAAGUGGUUUGUAGAACGAUGUGUUGAACCAAGAUUCCAAUUCGUCAGGUUACCAAGCAUAUGGCCGCGUAGCAAAAAUACGAGAGAAGAGAAGCCUACAGAGUAA
Messenger RNA from Saccharomyces mikatae IFO 1815, 1281 nucleotides. It is a transcript of the gene MMM1, whose product is annotated as ERMES complex subunit MMM1. The record is from RefSeq and is a predicted model, not a curated record. Bases 1 to 1281 code for a protein of 426 amino acids. Gene Ontology annotation, biological process: phospholipid transport; mitochondrion organization. Lineage: Eukaryota; Fungi; Ascomycota; Saccharomycetes; Saccharomycetales; Saccharomycetaceae. Gene Ontology annotation, molecular function: lipid binding. The transcript has a single exon. Gene Ontology annotation, cellular component: ERMES complex; endoplasmic reticulum.